AUGGCUCCACCCACCAAAACCCUCCUCUUCGACUCUGAUCAGCAAAUGUCGUAUGCUCAAAUCCUUCCAUCCCAAGAGGUCCUAGCGAGGAUGGAGGUAGCGAUACUGAAUUUCCUCAAGAUGUUGACUGCCCCAACUCCUGCCGUCAGCGAUCUCGCUGUGAUCUCAAGAACAUCGAAGAACACAAGGUUCAGGAAUGGCUUUCUUAGUGAGGUUUCAUCAAUAUUUCUUUCGCAUUCUUUCUGCACCAAGUCUCUCUCUCGAGUCCGAGAUGCCCAAUCAUUUGUUAGAGUUUGGAAAGUCAUUGAGCUAUGUUACCAAAUUAUUAGCAAAGACAAACGGGUAACUCAAAGGGAACUUUUCUAUAAGCUGCUAUGUGAUUCACCUGACUAUUUCUCUUCGCAGUCACAAGUUAAUCGGUCCAUCCAAGAUGUUGUCGCGUUGCUUCGAUGUACUCGCCAAAGCCUUGGGAUAAUAGCAUCAAGCAGGGGAACUGUUGUAGGUCGUCUGCUUAUAAAGGGACAAAAUCAUGAUGAUGUGGACUGCAGUCAACUAGGUCCUACUGGCCAUCCCAUUACAGGAGAUCUGCAUUUGCUGGAAAAUUUGAUGUUCCAAUCUGAUGCUCGGUAUAUUAUUAUAGUUGAAAAGGACGCAAUUUUUCAGAGACUAGCUGAAGAUCGCAUAUUUGAUCAGAUCCCUUGCAUUAUGAUUACUGCUAAAGGAUACCCUGAUGUUGCAACAAGGUUUCUUCUUCAUCGUCUUAGCAAGAUAUUUCCGGAUCUCCCAAUCUUGGCACUCGUUGACUGGAAUCCGGCAGGACUUGCCAUCUUAUACACCUAUAAGUUUGGAAGCAUAAGCAUGGGAUUGGAGGCAUACAGAUACGCCUGUAAUGUCAAGUGGUUGGGGUUAAGAUGCAAGGAUCUUCAGCUUUUGCCUCCGGAUUCGAUGAUCAUGAUGAAGCCACGUGAUCUUCAAAUUGCUAAGAGCCUCAUGUUAUCCAACACAUUGCCCGAAAGUUAUGCAGAAGAGUUGAGGUUCAUGGUUGAAUGUGGUCUCAGAGCAGAAAUUGAAGCACUUUACUUCCAUGGGUAUGGUUUCUUGACAACGUACAUUGUGAGAAAGAUUGUUCAAGGCGAUCACAUAUAAAGAUGGAGCACUUCUCAUCAUUCAAGCUAGAUUGAACUAUAAAGUGGAUAUAGGCAAUCCCUUCCAGUUGCAAGGUCCUGUACAGAUCUUUGUGAACCUCUUUUCUGGACGUUCAGCACCCCAACAUGGGAUCUAAGAGCUAUUGACCGUACCGUGGUGAAAGUCACAGGAAGAUUCCAACUACUUUCUCCUCGCAGGGUGUUUAAUUCUCCAAAUCCCCAGCAUGCAAUAAUAGGCAUGUCAGUUCCCACCUGUUCUCUUGUGCCCAACCACAUACCCAAAACACGAACUUAAAGCCAGUGUCAGGAUAUUCCUUCGAAGGAAGUUUUUGGCAAGGUAAAGUAUUUUCUUCCUGAAAACUAUUCGUAUUUACAUACUUUGAUAAAGAAACAUUAUUUUUUCGGAGGGCUACGUUACGUGGUCAAUUUAG
Molecule: messenger RNA, 1576 nt
Organism: Nymphaea colorata (pocket water lily)
Lineage: Eukaryota; Viridiplantae; Streptophyta; Magnoliopsida; Nymphaeales; Nymphaeaceae
Product: meiotic recombination protein SPO11-2
Exons: 11
Coding region: 1-1146 (381 amino acids)
Biological process (GO): meiotic DNA double-strand break processing; meiotic DNA double-strand break formation; reciprocal meiotic recombination
Cellular component (GO): nuclear chromosome
Molecular function (GO): ATP binding; DNA binding; DNA topoisomerase type II (double strand cut, ATP-hydrolyzing) activity
Source: RefSeq, a predicted model, not a curated record